Messenger RNA from Cyclopterus lumpus (lumpfish), 3287 nucleotides. It is a transcript of the gene srek1, whose product is annotated as splicing regulatory glutamine/lysine-rich protein 1. The record is from RefSeq and is a predicted model, not a curated record. NCBI's taxonomy places the organism in Eukaryota, Metazoa, Chordata, Actinopteri, Perciformes, Cyclopteridae. Gene Ontology annotation, cellular component: nucleoplasm. Bases 1653 to 2828 code for a protein of 391 amino acids. Gene Ontology annotation, molecular function: RNA binding. The transcript has 11 exons.
UUUCUCCUCCAAAGUGUGCUAUAUAAAGUAUCGAGACCCCUCCAGUGUUGGUGUGGCGCAACAUCUCACAAAUACUGUUUUUGUUGACAGAGCUCUGAUCGUGGUGCCAUGUGCGGAAGGUGAGUGCAACCGGUUUCAUUUUUUUUUUAAAUAAUGAAAAUGUCAUGAGUUGUCUCUGUGGAAUUGCUUUACGGUCUCCUCCCCCCUUGAAUCCAACCGUUUGGUGUUUUGGUUGAAUUCUGGAUUAUUUUUCCCUUUUUUAUUAUUCACUCGGAGUUGUGCCAUUCGGAUUUUAUCCACCUUUUGUCCCAAGUAAACCAGGUGGCUGGUUUGUAUCCCCGCAAUAAAACUCUAGCUACAUAAUCUGUGAAAGGUUUCUGUCUGCUGUCACAAGGUGGUUUCUACAAAUAUCACUAGAGCUAUGUUGAAUGUUUUUUUUUUUUUUCUAAAGCUGCAAGACGAUAUUUACCUCACUGUAAACACUGGAGUGUAUUCACCAUGAGAAGCGAAUUAAUGUUACUUGUUUCAUGGAAAUGACCAAAUAAGUCCAUGCCAUCACAGCUAACUGUAUCCCCUUCUCUCUCUCUCUCUCUCAUCUUUAUUUAUUUUUGGUGCUCCUUUUCUUUAAAUUUCCUCCCCCUUUGGUGCCACUGUUGUUCGUUUUUUUGUGUACAGUGAAAAUAAUGAUAUCGCCUCUAACUUGAUGCUUUUAUGUCCACGUGACUUAGUGCUGGAUGGAAACUGAGUUUAUUAAUUUGGUUUUGUAUGUUUUUUCUGUGUGAUUAUGUGUGCAUAUCAGAUGACUAGACUGGCCCAGCUGUUACACUACACUAGCCUGAGUCAGGCAUUGUUUUCCAAGCCACUAUCCCCGAUCGGGCCAACGCAGCCUUCAAGGGGGAAUGUGACCAGGAGAAUAGCCUGCUGAACCUUCCAAGAUGGACACCUUGUCUCUUUUUAUUUAUUUUGUUUUUUCUUUUGCUGCGGCUUGUGUGUGAUUGAGUUCUGUCCAGGUUGCUACGGCAUACCGGUGGGAUGUGUAUCACACAUGGGAUGCUAGGAGGAUCACUAACACUUUACUCUCUUAUCACCUACUCCUGUUGACGUAGCGAGGGUUUAGACAUUAUAAAAGUGAGACCUGUGUAGAAUUUUCAAAAUUCUAUUUGCAUUUUUCAUCUGUGCUGUAAAUCUGUAGUAAAAGGUUUUUGUUUUUUUUCCCGUCAUAUUACUACAUCACAGAGCUCUGGUGUGGAUGUUUAAUAAUAACACAGCAACUCUCCAUUCAACAUCAUUUUCUCUUUUCUUAACUUGGAAAUUCGUUAAUAUACAGGAACUUUUUGAAAUGGUAAUUCAUGCUCAGUGCCUCCAGCUAUAAUUAACUGAAUUUGUAGUUGUUUUAUUUUUUAUUGGUCUUAAAACGUAGCGCUCUUCUGCAGCUAUAAAAGCAGAGUGGAAUGAGCAAAAUUCCUAAUUGGUUGUUUUUAUGGCUAAGACAUGGCUAACAUUUCCCACAGUUCUUACAAUUGUUGUUCUUUUCUGUAUCUGAUGUCCUGUGUGCUAUUAGUGAUGCAGCCAUUGGGGUUGUCUUGUGUUGCACACCUUUCCAACACUGCGAAACGAUCGCCCCACGGGAAAGCGCCCAUGCUUGAUAUCCUAUGGUUCAUGACCAAUAUGUUUCCAGUACAGGGAGAAUCCCAGAAGAGGCCAAGGCCUUAUCACUUUUGGCACCUGCAGCCCCAGUACCCAGUCUGAUUCCUGGAGGCGGACUGCUACCAAUUCCCACUCCGGCUCCGCUUCAGAACCUGAACCUUCCCGUCGUGAAUCGGGUGCCAGCUGCCCUGGAACCCGCAUCAUCAUCAUCGUCGUCAUCAGCGAGCGCCCAGCAACCCCUCAUGGGAAAUGUGGAUCCCUCAAAAGUGGAUGAGAUCAGGAGGACCGUCUAUGUUGGCAACUUGAACUCACAGACCACCACUGCAGACCAGCUGCUGGAGUUCUUCAAGCAGGUGGGAGAGGUCAAGUUUGUGCGAAUGGCCGGCGAUGAGACUCAGCCGACACGCUUCGCCUUCGUGGAGUUUGUGGAGCAGGAGUCCGUCGGCAGAGCCCUGACAUUCAAUGGAGUCAUGUUCGGGGACCGACCCCUGAAGGUUAAUCAUUCCAAUAACGCCAUAGUAAAACCUCCCGAGAUGACGCCACAGGCCGCCGCUAAGGAGCUAGAGACUGUGAUGAAGAGGGUGAGGGAGGCCCAGUGUACCAUUGCGGCCGCCAUCGAUCCAGCUGACCUAAAGAAGUCCUCCCCCAGUCGGUCGCGGAAGUCGCACCGGUCCCGCUCGCAGUCGCGCUCCCGCUCAAGAACGCAGAGGAAAAGGUCCCAAUCGAAACAAAGACCGGCGCCGAAGGUGGGUCCGAAGACUGCCACCCACAAUUCCCGCAGCACCCACAAGCGGCGCUCUCGCUCCCGAGACAAGAGGCAAAGUCGGAGUCGCUCCAGGGGCCACAAGAGGAGGAGUAAGGAACGGUCCAGGAGCCCUCGGAGGAAAGCCAGAUCGCCCUCACCAAAAAGAGGCAGGAAAGACAAGAGGAGGGAGCGCAGCAGGGACAGAAAGAACCGCUCCACAUCCAGGAAGAGGAGCCGCAAGGACGAGGACAGGAUAAAGGGCAAGGCCAAGCCAAAGAAGGUGGAAAGGGACUAUGACCGCGAGGAAAAGGAAGACGAUGAAAGCGAAGACGCACUCAGCGAGGACAUGGCGUCAUCGGCGCGCACCCAUCAUAACGGCAGCUGCAAGACUCGCAACGCUGAGCGUGCACCCAUGGGCGCAGGCGGCUCCAAGUGAUUUAUCACGACACCGUACAAACUCACGGCGUGCGCAGAAACACCGGGGCGAUAACCACUCACAUCAUCAGCGUGUUUUUCCUCAUCGUCGUCAUCUCAGGAUAUGACAGAACAACACUAAAUGGUGGAGUCAACUCCUCAACAAGAACUGGACUUUUACAAGCUUCCCCAGGCACGCAUAUUGGAUUGCAUUAUAUUAUACGGUUAUCCUCCUCGUCCUCUGUGUGUCACUUACUUGAAGAACCCGACACCUCCUUAUUCUUUCUGUACAGAUACCGUAGACAAAAGAAAGACCGGCCUCGGAGGAGAGAUCCCACAGGGAGAGCAGAGUUUAUAGUCGUUUCUCCAACAAUUUGAAGCCAGAUUUUAGUUGUAGCUUUGUCACAUGGAUAUUACCUGAUACCUCCAGUAGUUUUCCUUCAGUAGUCCAACAAGCAUUUUAGUUCUUCUAAAUAUAUAU